AUCAAUGCAAAAAAUUAUUUUUAUUAAGUAAAAGUGAAAGAUAUAGUUUCAUACUAAUAAAUCUAAAAAUUAUUUACAACUUUUUGAACAUUACUGAUAUGUAGUACGAUGAUGCCAUAAACACUUUCGAAAGUUCGUGCAUUUCUCGACGGGCGACGGAGAUCGAUAUCGCGGACGUUUUCGUUGCCAAAGAAACUUGGAUACCCGUUCUAUAUAUUGCAAACAUCCGCGCGAUCAAGUAUGCAGGAUGUCGAAUCGAGGAAGAAUACGAAGCGAGGACGAACCUUCCUGGCAACGAAGAGCGUACGAGCGUCACCGUUCUAGGGUAAAGACGGCCAGACCGACGGUAGACGUAAAGCCUCCGGAGGACAGACCUCACGUAUUGUUCAAUGCGAAAAGACUACAGCUAGAACGCGAACGACAAGCGCGAAUUGUCAGAGAAAAUUUCAUCCUGUUAAAGAAACUACGGGAGAUCAUGCAUCGAAAGCGACGGGUAGCAGAUGAUACUCAACGGGUUCAAUGGCAGGAGUCUAGAUGUGUGAGGACUCGUUAAGGAAGAGAAACUUGACGAGAUACCCCUCUGCGUACACAUUUGCAAUUUACAUGUAUGCACUAUCUUUUGUACUUUACUUGAAAUGAAAAAAACAAUAUAUACAUGCAGACCUAAUCAAUCGUUGAUUUCUAGCAUAUUUUUUUCUAUUUGAAAUUAUUGUACAUUGGUCUACUGCA
Pogonomyrmex barbatus (red harvester ant) is the source of this 729-nucleotide messenger RNA. RefSeq names its product leucine-rich repeat-containing protein 23. The record is from RefSeq and is a predicted model, not a curated record. Gene Ontology annotation, cellular component: cytoplasm. NCBI's taxonomy places the organism in Eukaryota, Metazoa, Arthropoda, Insecta, Hymenoptera, Formicidae. Gene Ontology annotation, molecular function: protein binding.